This is a messenger RNA of Australozyma saopauloensis, 714 nucleotides long. RefSeq names its product Exm2p (gene EXM2). Bases 1 to 714 code for a protein of 237 amino acids. Gene Ontology annotation, biological process: mRNA splice site recognition. The transcript has a single exon. Gene Ontology annotation, cellular component: U1 snRNP; U2-type prespliceosome. The record is from RefSeq and is a predicted model, not a curated record. Gene Ontology annotation, molecular function: mRNA binding. NCBI's taxonomy places the organism in Eukaryota, Fungi, Ascomycota, Pichiomycetes, Serinales, Metschnikowiaceae.
AUGGCAGAUGAUCAGCGAAGGCUUCUAGAACAGCUUAUGGGUCGUGAUGCACUUGUUUCGCAUCAAACCAGACGCAAAGAGAUUGAUUUCACGAGUCCUAGAGUAUGUAAGGCUUUUUUGGUUGGCAUUUGUCCCUUUGACCUUUUUGCAGAUACAAAACUUAAUUUGGGAUCUUGUCCCAAUCUACAUAUGGAGAAGCACAAGUUGGAGUAUGAAUACAGAACAAGAAAAAGGGGUGAAAAGUUUCCCAGUUUUGAGUUCGAAUACUUUCAGAUUCUCCAGAAGUACAUCGGAGACAUCGAUGCUACCAUCGCAACAGCUCUUCGAAGACUCGAGCACACCCCAGAGGAAAAGGCAAAAAUUGCAGCGGCCACAAAAGACUUAGAAGAACUAGAUACAAGCGUGGGCUUAAUGGCGCUGGAGAUACGAUACUUGGCACAAGCGUCAGACGUCUCGAAGGCAUUAGAACAGACAUUAGCUCUUGAGAAGACCCUCAAAGAAAGAGAAGUUGCGGCUGAACAAGCUCGUAUCACUGCUGAGAACGUAGGUCAAUCUGCUCAGCAGAAAUUACAGGUAUGUGAGGUUUGUGGGGCGUAUUUAUCUCGUUUAGACAGCGAUAGGCGUUUGGCAGAUCAUUUCAUAGGAAAGAUACACUUGGGUUACGUUCAGAUGCGUGCUGCGUAUGCGGAGCGGAAGAAACGCUACACUCAAUAG